GGACUCUUGUGCUGAUAUUUUAUUUCCAACAAUUCUUUUUGACACUUUCUACGUCUCCAUAAAGCUGUAGCCAACAAGUGAAGGGAGAAUUUUUACCCUCGCCCACCUGAAGAGUUUCUCUUUGUUUUUAACGGACAAUUAAGUCCACCUGCUCGAACCUCACCUCACAGGAGAGCCAAAAUGGGGUAUGGAAGGUCAGACAGCUACCGCGUGGCCACCACGCAGGACAAGGACGAGAAGGAGUCACCCAAGAAGAAAGGAGGCAAGGGUAUGGACGACCUCAAGAAGGAAGUCCCCAUCACGGAGCACAAAAUGUCUGUGGAGGAAGUUUGCAGGAAGUACACCACUGACAUCGUCCAGGGUCUGACCAACGCAAGGGCUGCCGAGUACCUGGCCCGAGAUGGCCCCAACGCCCUGACCCCGCCGCCCACCACUCCGGAGUGGGUCAAGUUCUGUCGCCAGCUGUUUGGCGGCUUCUCCAUCCUGCUGUGGAUCGGCGCCAUCCUCUGUUUCCUGGCCUACGCCAUCCAGGCCGCCACGGAGGACGAGCCCGCCGGGGACAAUUUGUACCUCGGUAUCGUGUUGUCGGCCGUGGUCAUCAUCACCGGCUGCUUCUCUUACUUUCAAGAGGCCAAGAGCUCCAAGAUCAUGGAGUCCUUCAAGAACAUGGUCCCCCAGCAAGCGCUGGUGAUCCGCGAAGGGGAGAAGAUGCAGAUCAAUGCCGAGCAGGUGGUGGCCGGAGACCUGGUGGAGGUGAAGGGGGGAGACCGAAUCCCCGCCGACCUCCGCAUCAUCUCUUCCCACGGCUGCAAGGUGGACAACUCCUCCCUGACUGGCGAAUCGGAGCCUCAGACCAGGUCGCCGGAUUGCACCCAUGAAAAUCCUCUGGAGACCCGGAACAUCGCCUUCUUCUCCACAAACUGUGUGGAAGGCACAGCUCGCGGCAUCGUGGUGUGCACGGGUGAUCGCACGGUGAUGGGCCGCAUCGCCACCCUCACUUCGGGCCUGGAGACCGGCAAGACGCCCAUCGCCAAGGAGAUCGAGCACUUCAUCCACAUCAUCACCGGCGUGGCCGUCUUCCUCGGCGUCUCCUUCUUCGUCCUCUCGCUGGUCCUGGGCUACUCCUGGCUGGAGGCCGUCAUCUUCCUCAUCGGCAUCAUCGUCGCCAACGUGCCCGAAGGCCUGCUGGCCACAGUCACGGUGUGUCUCACUCUAACUGCCAAGCGCAUGGCCCGCAAGAACUGCCUGGUGAAGAACCUGGAGGCAGUGGAGACGCUAGGUUCUACCUCAACCAUCUGCUCAGACAAGACGGGCACCCUGACCCAGAACAGGAUGACGGUGGCUCACAUGUGGUUUGACAACCAGAUCCACGAGGCCGACACGACCGAGGACCAGUCAGGCUCCUCCUUCGACAAGAGCUCCCAGACUUGGGUGUCCCUGGCCCGUAUCGCCUCGCUGUGCAACCGUGCCGUGUUCAAGGCCGGCCAGGACUCGCUGCCCAUCCUCAAGCGUGAGGUGGCCGGCGACGCCUCCGAGUCGGCGUUGCUCAAAUGCAUUGAGCUGUCUUGCGGCACCGUCAAGGCCAUGAGGGACAAGAACAAGAAGGUGGCUGAGAUACCCUUCAACUCCACCAACAAGUAUCAGCUUUCCAUUCACGAGAGCGAGGACGAGUCGGAGAACCGCUACCUGCUGGUGAUGAAGGGGGCACCCGAGAGGAUCCUGGACCGCUGCUCCACCAUCAUGUUGCAGGGCCGCGAGCAGCCCAUGGACGACGAGAUGAAGGAGGCCUUCCAGAACGCUUACUUGGAACUGGGAGGCCUCGGGGAGCGAGUGCUGGGCUUCUGCCACCUCUUCCUCCCAGAGGACUCCUACCCAAAAGGUUUUGCGUUUGACACGGACGACGUCAACUUCCAGACGGACAAUCUUUGCUUCGUGGGCCUCAUGUCCAUGAUCGACCCACCCCGCGCCGCCGUCCCCGACGCUGUUGGCAAGUGUCGCUCCGCCGGCAUCAAGGUCAUCAUGGUGACCGGCGACCAUCCGAUCACAGCUAAGGCCAUCGCCAAGGGUGUGGGCAUCAUCUCCGAGGGCAACGAGACGGUCGAGGACAUCGCCGCGCGUCUCAACAUCCCCGUGAGUCAGGUGAACCCCAGGGACGCCAAAGCCUGCGUGAUCCACGGGACAGACCUGAAGGACCUCGACCAGGACCAGAUGGACGACAUUUUAAGGAACCACACGGAGAUCGUCUUUGCCAGAACCUCACCUCAGCAGAAGCUCAUCAUCGUCGAAGGCUGCCAGAGACAGGGCGCCAUCGUAGCCGUGACGGGCGACGGCGUCAACGAUUCUCCCGCCCUCAAGAAGGCCGACAUCGGCGUCGCCAUGGGGAUCUCCGGCUCGGACGUAUCCAAACAAGCCGCCGACAUGAUCCUGCUAGACGACAACUUUGCCUCCAUCGUCACGGGCGUGGAGGAAGGCCGUCUCAUCUUUGACAACCUGAAGAAGUCCAUCGCUUACACGCUCACCAGCAACAUCCCCGAGAUCACCCCCUUCCUCUUCUUCAUCCUGGUCAACAUCCCGCUCCCUCUGGGUACCAUCACCAUCCUCUGCAUCGACCUAGGCACAGACAUGGUGCCGGCCAUCUCGCUGGCGUACGAGGCAGCCGAAAGCGACAUCAUGAAGCGUCAGCCCAGGAACCCGAUGAGAGACAAACUGGUCAACGAGAGGCUCAUCAGCAUCGCUUACGGACAGAUCGGUAUGAUCCAAGCUCUCGGCGGCUUCUUUGCCUACUUCGUCAUCAUGGCAGAGAACGGCUUCCGGCCCUUCGUACUGAUGGGAAUUCGCCUCAACUGGGACGACCGCUCCAACAACGACCUGGAGGACAGCUACGGCCAACAAUGGACGUACGAGCAACGCAAGAUUGUGGAGUUCACGUGCCACACGGCCUUCUUCGUCAGCAUCGUGGUGGUGCAGUGGGCUGACGUCAUCAUCUGCAAGACCAGACGCAACUCCGUCUUCCAGCAGGGCAUGAGGAACAAGAUUCUGAUCUUCGGCCUCUUUGAGGAAACGGCUCUGGCCGCCUUACUGUCCUACUGCCCUGGCAUGGAUGUAGCGCUACGGAUGUACCCGCUCAAGGCUAGCUGGUGGUUCUGCGCCUUCCCGUACAGUUUCCUCAUCUUUGUUUACGAUGAGAUCCGAAAGCUCAUCCUGCGCCGAAAUCCUGGAGGAUGGGUGGAAAGGGAGACAUACUAUUAAAUUAUCAAAACAUCAUAAAUGUCGCAUCAUCAGCCCCCCCCCCCUUUUGUCUCCUCCUCACCCUUUCACAAGCCCCGCCCCUCACCCCACGUACAAAUGCUAGACCACAACGUGGUGUCCAUUGUUGUUGUUUACAUUUAGAGAAGUGCGCGUUGCCACGGUGACAAGCUGCCGAUGUUUACUCUUGCGCCAUCUUCUCCACUAACAAAAACAAAAGAGAUGGCGCCGGGACCAACGACGGAGAGGGAGAGGAUGUUGCCACGCAUCCUCGCCGUCAUAUUUUUUGUCCAACACUCAGCUCGAAACUGCCAACCGCCGCCAUUGUGCCAAUGCUUGUUGCCAUGGCGCCCAAAGUCGCCGUCGAUGCCGUGCCGUUUGUCAGAAAUCCAGUGCGAGGUUUGAGCGCCUUUUGUUUCCCGCUUGGUGGAGGAGUGGAUAGCACACCUGCCUCACAGUGCUGAGGUUUUGGGUUUGAACCCCUCCUCCGUGUCACCCCCACCCCCCCCCCCCAUCCUUCCACAGUGUUUGUGCUUGUUUUUUAACAAAUGAGUGACUGGUUGUUUUUUUUAAAUAUUUUUAUCUGUGAGUUGAGUGUCAGCUGUUUGUUUUCAUUGGCACGUGACAAAGCACACCAUCUGGCCCUCCUCUUCAGCCCUCCAUCUUGGCCCCACGCGCCCCCCCACCCGUCAUACGUGUUGAUGCUUGUCUUGUUGGUGACACACGCCGUCCUUGUAAAAGCACCCGGCCGGGGUGGGCAAACGUUGGUGAGUCAUCAGGCAUGGAUUUUAUUUUUUAAUUUUUUUUAAUGGGAUCCAAAUUCAUCGCUGUCAAAACAUUUCAGAAUAGCACAAUCACAAAACAAAACAUAGCAAUAAAAAGAGUAAUGACAAUGUCCGUGUUUUGUUAUAUUCCCAAAAUAAUAUUACAAUAUUUCACAAACUCCGCCCGGGUGUGUAAACUUAUGAGAACAACCGUACGGCUUAAUUCAUGCAGCGAGCCACACUUUGCCCACUCCUGCUGCAAACUCUUUCCAAGUUCCGAGUACUGGGAAAAAGAGAUUUCUCUCCCAUUUCAUGAUUUGAAGCACUGGAAACAAAACAGUAGCAAAAACUACAAUGUUUGAAAAUAAAUUAGAAUAAAA
Messenger RNA from Syngnathus typhle (broad-nosed pipefish), 4390 nucleotides. Its product is annotated as sodium/potassium-transporting ATPase subunit alpha-3-like. NCBI's taxonomy places the organism in Eukaryota, Metazoa, Chordata, Actinopteri, Syngnathiformes, Syngnathidae. Gene Ontology annotation, biological process: intracellular potassium ion homeostasis; intracellular sodium ion homeostasis; potassium ion import across plasma membrane. The record is from RefSeq and is a predicted model, not a curated record. Gene Ontology annotation, molecular function: ATP binding; P-type sodium:potassium-exchanging transporter activity; ATP hydrolysis activity. The coding region runs from base 181 to 3249 and encodes 1022 amino acids. The transcript is spliced from 22 exons. Gene Ontology annotation, cellular component: membrane.